UUCGGAACUAAACACUCUUCGCUAAUGAAAAUCCCUUGCAUUUUGUUAUGCAUCCCAUUUAUUUCCGUUCUGUACUGUGAUGUAUAAAAUUGUAAAGUAAAAAUGAGCGGUGGAAUUGGAAUUUUGAGUUUUCUUGAUCCCGACUUGUCAUGCUACGUGGAUGCUCUUUAUCAACCAGAUGGUGAACUUGGUGUUCUUGGUGGAACUAUUAGAGUUGUCGAACCAAAAUGCGGGAGGAUCACUCAGAACCCGAGGAACAGCUGUGACAGGUUCAAAGUUAUCAUUCCUUAUGCUGGAAAUUCACUUACAUGGCAAGUGAUCUUUGACAGUUUACAUCCAUCUCUUCCACCUGAUUUCAUCUUUGACGUUCAUGACCGAGCUUUUGCUCCAGAUCUUGAAGAACUCAAGUGCUUGGUUAAUUGGGACCACACUGAGCCAAAGUCAUUAGUGUUUGUUAUAAGAGAGCUACUAUCUCAGUACAAGAAGUAUCAAGAAAGGCUACUCGGCAGCAAUGCUAGGCUUCAGUUUGAAUAUGUGUCGUUGGUGGAAACCAGUCAUUUCACAGAUGUUGAAGUUCACCAAGUCCAGAAAACAUCCUAUGCAAGAGAUACAGUUGUCAAUUUCUUGAUAAAGUUACCAGUGGACUUCAAAGACAUUCCAGCAUACCUGAUCAAGGACAAUCCAGGAGAUGACAUAGCCAUUCUUCUAGUUAGUUUCCAAGGUAUCGAUGGUAACAAAGCAUCUCCUCAACUCUUCCUUUCACCAAGGGUAGAAAGAGCAUUAGGAGGUUCAUCAAGUCUUAGAAUACCAGCUUUCUCAAACAGGGGUCAUCUCACGGAAUAUACAGGACUCAUCCUGGAACUCUUACAAAACCUGGUGGAGCAAGUUGUUAAAGGAUAUCAGAAGAGGAAAGAAUUUGUGGCAGCUCUCAUCAGUCAUUACGGAAGAUCAUGUCUUGAAUUUGACUCUGAGGGAUACAGCAAAGCAUCCUUCCUGUUUGAGUUGCAGGAAUUUCAUUUCAUAUUACAUGUGCGGAUACCAAGCUUCUUUCCUCGUGAGCAGCCAGAGUUUGUUUUCCAGUCGGUCUAUCAUACAACGUCAUCGGGGAAACCUUUCCAAGCAGUAGUAGCCAACUAUCCAUACAGCCCUAGAUGGAGUGGCAAUGAGAUGGCUGAAAGAGCCAAAGUGUACAUGGAGCAGUACAUUCAGGACUUUAAGAGAGCAUCAGUGACAAGUGGACGCUUUACCUAAGAGUGAGUGAAUCUGGGAUCAGGGAGUCAUGAACUGAUCUGCAUCAUGAUGCAUCAAAGGCUUCUGCUCAUAGAACUAUUGGUGUAAAGACCUCUACACUGCUUCGUCUGACGACAUGUUAGGCCAAGUAUGUUGUGAUGGGAGUACUGGUGGCUUGAGUUCUGUACCCGUUUGGAACUAUUUUCAUUUUCUGUGUAUUUUACAUUGUCAGGAGUUUUCAGUAAAGGAUGCUUAAUAAUAUCUUAUCUCUUACUAGUAACUGACACGAUGUCAUUUGGGAUGUAUGUCAUAUUUUAGACAAACCUAUGGAUUUCUCUUUGUAAUAGUUCCCCUACAAAAUAAAUGGAGUGUAGUCACAAAAGUGUCAUAUUUUACUUGUAGUAUUAUCAACAUUUUAUUACAUAUGGUGAAAUUUUCAUCAAUAUUAUUCUAGACAUCCAGAUGCUAAUAACAAACAAACGCCAUGUGAAAUAGUUCAAUCAGAAAAUUGUAUAUGUUUGUUGGUUGAUAGGUAUUAUUUUCCAUCAUGUUUGGAACGUACUAAAUGUUCUCAGAAAUUUAGGAAUACAAAAGGACCCUAACAAAAAAAAUUAAACACAAUAAAUGAUCAUCUGUUUGUUACAAACUUUCAAGUAGGCCUUUUGAAUAGUUUAUGAUACAUCUAUUCAUUAUUUUAACUCAUGCACUAUUUACAUAAGGAAAUUCCUAUAGUAGAUUAAAUUAUAGUGAGCUAUACUAGGAUCACUUGUAAACAUGGUUCUUUCCGUAAAACCACCCCAAAACAAAAAAAUACCAGUCAAUUUCUAACAGUCUGGAUGCUGAUGUAGCUACCCAGGGUAAACAUGACCAAAUUAUAUAUUUAAAGUUUACUGUGGAAUUUAGUUUAACAAAAGGGAAACUCAUUUGAUCCAGAAAAAAGUGCAAUACUUCAUAUGAAAAUGUUGUACAGCUGUUCUUUUAUGUUUGCCCUAUAUUAUUGUGUAAAAUAUAAGAAUUUCUAAGAAAUGAAGGUCCUUGUUUUUAUUCCUUAACAUUACAUUUAUUAGAGAUGAUGAAGGUAUGUUGGAAUGAAAAGCCUGAAAUCUUUCCUUGUGCCAAGUUACCCCAUAUGUCAGGUAACUGACCAUUAUAAUUUACAGACAAUAUACAGGGAUGCCAGUUUUCAGGUAAUUGCCUGAAUUCAGGCCCUGGCGAGUUAUUUUUAGACCAUAGUUAAGGCUUUUUUUGUGUACAAAAUAACUCAUUCUAGGUGAUUUUCAGGCCCUCUGAUCAAUUCUAACUGGCACCCCUGAAUAUAUGAGAUGUUAAAAAAUUAAGGUCUACAUCAGAUGAGGAAAAGUUGUAUAACUUUUUUAAGCUAACAAGAAAUAUGCUACUGUCCAAAAUGAAAGCAUAGAGUUCAGCAGGCAUUAUUAUUAGUGGACCUCAUUUAAACGAUGUUAGUCGGUUGAAAUAACAAUGUGCAGAGUAAAAGCAAAGAUUUUUCCUAUAGAUAAGUAGAAGACUGUAUUGGGUAACUGGUUUAGACCAAUGAAGACAGAUUGAUGUACAAAUAUAAGAUCUUUAGAAGAAUUGCUUAUGAUGAGCCCAGCACAUUGCCCAUUGCAAUUUGCCAAGAAAAAUAAUUUCAUACAACAUCUGGAUAUUGUGUCAGUGUUGGCAACUGAAAUUACUUAACUAUUUCUUGUAAAUGUCUUGGACAGUGCUGUAUAAAGUACUAUGUGUUUAUAUUAUUAUAAAAGCUAUGCAUUAUAUUAUUCAAUUAUUAAAGAAGAUAACUCUUUGGCUGAGUAA
Messenger RNA from Strongylocentrotus purpuratus (purple sea urchin), 3045 nucleotides. It is a transcript of the gene babam2, whose product is annotated as BRISC and BRCA1-A complex member 2. The transcript is spliced from 11 exons. The record is from RefSeq and is a predicted model, not a curated record. Bases 103 to 1251 code for a protein of 382 amino acids. Gene Ontology annotation, cellular component: BRISC complex; BRCA1-A complex. Gene Ontology annotation, biological process: double-strand break repair. NCBI's taxonomy places the organism in Eukaryota, Metazoa, Echinodermata, Echinoidea, Camarodonta, Strongylocentrotidae.